GGCUCCAAUGUUUACAACCACACAAUCUCAGUUUUCAGUCAAAGCGCUGAUCUGCCGGUUAAUGUAACACAUUUAUCACCUUGCAGAAAACAUGUUCUGUAGUUGCUAGGAUUUUCACAUCAUCGGGGGCCCCAUUCACAAGAUUGGCUACUUGCAGUCCAGCCACAAAAUAAACCAUGAAGAAGAGAAGCAGGUACCCAAGGACAACAGAAUCUCAGCAGACUGACAGCGUGCAGAAGGCAGGAGACGUAAGUGAGGAGAAGAGGCCAUCUCGCAACAGAGGGAGACCCCGAAAGACUGAUGCCUGGACCACGGACAGGUUCUGUCAUGACAGUGCAGUAACAGACAAGGCUGCUAACUCAGACUUCAGCGUGACAGGCGAUGAUGCACAGAAGAAUCUAGAGAACAUAUCCAGAUCUUCAGGUAGAAUAUCCACUGCCAUCUGUCGCCUCUGCCAUGGGAAGUUCUCGCCCCGCAGUCUGCGGCACGCCUUCGACAAAUGGCCUCAGGAUGCCAUGGAGAUUGUUGGUGAGGCGGAUGCUGCCUCCCAAUCAGCCCUUCUGUUCCAAACAGACUUCCAGCGCUUGGUGGGGGUCCAGCUGGACCGUGAUCCCCAGCUAUCGGAGUUUAUCUGCAAAAAAUGCCACGCAAAGUUCUACAAGUGCCACAGCAUCCUGAUCCGCUUUCUGCAGAGAGUAAACAUCCCACCUGUGGGAAAAGAGAACCUUAAAAGCCGAAAGAAUGCAACAUGUCCAGAAACAUCUACGAACUUCAGUUCAAGAACACCACCAUUCUUCACUUCUGACCCUAAGUGCCUCCACAGUCUGGUGUCCUGGGCGCACCACCAUGGAGAGACCUGCCACUCCUGCCCCGACUUGAAGGAGGUGCUGGAGGGCGAGUGCUGGGGCUCCGUUAAGGCUGUGUGGGGUUGCGUAGACGGUCACAGAUACAUCAUGGACACUCGGUGCACUACUUCUUCCUACCCAAGCCCCACAGUGAACUUCAGUAGUGGAGAUUUAAGGAGUGGCAAUGGUGAAGGACUAAUGUCAGAGGAGGAACGGGCACAGGAGGAUGAGGACGAUGAGGAAGAGCAGCUUGGUGCAAAUGGAAAGACCUCAGCAGGUACUGUAAACGCUGUGGUCCACCGACAUCGACCAGCAGUCGCCGCACAGACGCAGACCUCAGCGCUGGAUGACUGGACUGGCUGCAGUGAAGAUAAUGCCGGUCAUGAAGGGACAAUUUCUCCAGCUCUGGCCAAGCUGGAGGACAGGACUGCUGACAGUGAUCUAUCCGACAGGGUCAUCUCUGAGGAUGAGGAGAGUAGAAAAGGAAGCCUAUCAGACGAAGAGCUGUUUAAGCAGGACAAGAGAGGUCGCAGGGUGAACCUUCCCAACAAGAGAAGACAAAGCCCCAAGUCACAAGAGGAGCCUAAAAUCAGAAAGAAACCUGGACCCAAACCAGGCUGGAAAAACAAGUUCAAGCCGAAAGGAGAGGAGCUUCCCAACAUCUACAAGUGUCCAUAUCAGGGCUGUACAGCAGUCUACAGAGCUCCCGAUGGUUUGAAGAAGCACAUCAAAGAGCAUCAUGAGGACAUGAGGGAGCGGCCGUGUCCUCACCCAGGCUGCAACAAGGUUUUCAUGAUCGAUCGCUACCUGCAGCGACACAUAAAGCUCAUCCACACAGAGGAGAGGAACUACAUUUGUGACCAGUGCGGUCAAACCUUCAAACAGAGGAAACACCUGUCAGUCCACCAGAUGCGACAUUCAGGAGCAAAGCCACUCCAAUGUGAGGUUUGUGGAUUCCAGUGUCGCCAGCGAGCAUCGCUAAAAUACCACAUGACCAAACACAAGGCUGAGGCGGACCUGGAGUUUGAGUGUCUGAGGUGCAGGAAGCGGUUCGAGAAGGCCCACAACCUGAACGUCCACAUGUCCAUGGUCCACCCGCUGAUUCAGGCCGAGGCUCAGAGGGACAGCAGCCAGCAGCCGUACGAAGACCUGCACACCAUCACACUGACUGGAGAAGUGGUCCAACAUGACCAAGACAGAUGACAUCAGCGAGAUCAGGAUCAGCUCUCCUGCAGAUGUGCAAAUGCUGCCAUGCAGGAACUGGUCCAGAUCUCCAGAAUGGCUCCAGGGUCUCACACAAAACACCACCAUGGUACCGCAGUGCAUUUCACUGGAGAGUGACUGAAUGUGCCCUUCGAGACAUUACCACAAACUGACUUUCAUUCCAAACUUAAUUAUUUUUGUUAGUAUAUUUUCUGACUGAGCUUUAAACAAAGUUAAGUACAUUUCCCUUGGUUUUAAAGCUUACAAAUGCUGCAGAGGAUGACCGAUCAACCGAAGUGAGGCCUUUUUUUGCCAGAAAGUCAAUUGGAAUCUGUAUUUUUAGGAAGAAAUGCCGUUAAACUGUUUCACACUGACAAACCUAUAAAGAAAGUUUUAAAGGGGACCUAUUCUGGCAUCUAAUACCUAUUUUAAACAGGCCUUGAAUGUCUUAAAAACAAGCUUUUGAUUGUUUUUGCUAAAUAAAUUAAAAAUUCA
Cololabis saira (Pacific saury) is the source of this 2543-nucleotide messenger RNA. It is a transcript of the gene znf276, whose product is annotated as zinc finger protein 276. Gene Ontology annotation, molecular function: zinc ion binding; DNA-binding transcription factor activity, RNA polymerase II-specific; RNA polymerase II cis-regulatory region sequence-specific DNA binding. The record is from RefSeq and is a predicted model, not a curated record. Gene Ontology annotation, biological process: regulation of DNA-templated transcription. Bases 177 to 2048 code for a protein of 623 amino acids. The transcript is spliced from 12 exons. Lineage: Eukaryota; Metazoa; Chordata; Actinopteri; Beloniformes; Belonidae. Gene Ontology annotation, cellular component: nucleus.